Molecule: messenger RNA, 1949 nt
Organism: Manis javanica (Malayan pangolin)
Lineage: Eukaryota; Metazoa; Chordata; Mammalia; Pholidota; Manidae
Gene: CSKMT
Product: citrate synthase lysine methyltransferase
Source: RefSeq, a predicted model, not a curated record
GAAGUCUUUCCAAGGGCAGCGAAGCUGUGAGUUUUCCGUUCUUUUGGGGGGCCUCUUAAAUCGGGAGAGGUUUCUGGGCGGGAUCUGCGAACCCUCCUUUUCUUGGCGGGGAUUGGGCGUGCGGUCCCACUUCCCGUAAUGUACGGAGGCAAAGGGAGGGGCUUCAGCCUCCUCGGCGUUAUGUCUUCGGUGCCGGCGGCUUCCAGUCUGCCGGUUCUAUCCUCAGACGCCGGGACACGGGGCUCCGAGGAGCAGGGCGAAACCGAGGUUCAGCAGGCUCCUCGCCGGGGUGCUCACGCCUUCACGCUUGAUUUCAGGUCUUUGGAGCCGCCCAGGAGCCGGAGCUGUCGUGUCCCCUCUCCUACUCCCCGUUGCAAACAAUAAAGACCGUUCGUACGUAGCCCCUGCCAGAGUGCGGACAUUUCGCAGAAGGUUCUCUGGCCGACCUUGGGGAACCUCCAGAUGGCCGCGUCGCUCGGAACCCUCCACGUGGGGACCCUGGCUGUGGGUGCGCGCCGCGCCUUUGCGGGCUCUCUGGCCGGUAGCUCCCUGGCAGACCGGUGCCUCUGGGAUAAGCUCCACGCCCGGUAUCGUCUGGACAGCACCCCCACCUUUGACUGGUUCUUUGGGUACAAGGAAGCCCAGGGACUCCUACUGCCGCUGCUACAGGAGGCACGGGCUGCCUGUCCACCACGUGUAUUGGAUGUAGGCUGUGGGACCUCGAGCCUUUGUAUAGGCCUCUACACCAAGUGCCCACAUCCUGUGGACAUAAUGGGGGUGGACUUCUCUCCUGUGGCUGUGGCCCACAUGAGCAGCCUCCUAGAAGGACGCCAAGGCCAAACACCCCUGUGCCCUGGGCACCAUGCCUCCCAACUCAACUUCAAGCAGGCUGAUGUCAAGAACUUGGAGCCAGUGGCUUCCUCAGGCUCCUUCCAUCUAGUAGUGGACAAGGGCACCUGGGAUGCUGUUGCCCGGGGUGGUCUGCCUGGGGCUUACCAGCUGCUGUCAGAAUGCUUGAGGGUCCUAAGUCCUCAGGGAACCCUGAUUCAGUUCUCAGAUGAGGACCCUGAUGUGCGGCUGCCCUGCCUUGAGCAAGGGUCUCAAGGCUGGACUGUGACUGUGCAGGAGCUGGGCCCUUUCAGGGGCAUCACCUACUUUGCUUACUUGAUUCAAAGGUCUCAUUAAGAAUUUCCUUUGUCCUGAUCCUAGUGUUUCUGUUGAGUGAGGAGAGAGUUGGAGAGAGCUUGGUCUUUGUAUAAUUGCUGGAUAUAAGGAUCUGGCUUCCACAUUUACUCGCUGAAAGCACAUAGUAUUUGUUCCUAUACUCCAGUCUAGUCAUCAGCAAGGGAGGAAUACGGAAUUACGAGGAAAUAAUGGAGUUACAGGGAGUACAUACAGUGAUAGGUGAAACAUUUAGCUGUGCCAAACACAAGAUGAGUGCUUAACAGGGAAAGUACAAAGGGAACAUAACCCAUCCCCAACUAACUGGAACUCCUAAAAGCAGAGGUAAGAAUCCUUAAUCCAAAUCCCGGCAUUGGCUGACAAGCAAUCCUGUGGCCUAACCUCUAAGCCUAAUUUUUCUCACCUGUAAAAGGGGAAGACGGGGGGGGGGAAAAAAUGAGUAGAAAGUCUUCAAAAAAAAAAAAACCUAGGUGAAAUUUAUGAGGGUUAGAGAACAAGACUUACCCUCAAAACUCCUGGGAGACGGGAUGGGAAUAUUCCACAAAGCUUCUACAGAUGCAGGAUCCUAUUGCUGGGUCCAAAGAGGACAAGAAUUGGAGGCUUCUUGCUCUACCUGUUCCUGCCUCCAGCUGAGUUCUGGGUUAAAGGUUCUUAAGGGAAAUUUGACUUCGAGUGGCCUCCAUGUCCAGCCUGGGAGAGCUAAAGAGCCCAUCAACAGUGAAAAAUAUUUCUGAUAUAUUACUGAAUUAAAAAAAAACAAAGUUUGU